This is a messenger RNA of Tachysurus vachellii, 6128 nucleotides long. It is a transcript of the gene taok2b, whose product is annotated as TAO kinase 2b. The transcript has 16 exons. Gene Ontology annotation, biological process: protein phosphorylation. Gene Ontology annotation, molecular function: ATP binding; protein kinase activity. The record is from RefSeq and is a predicted model, not a curated record. The coding region runs from base 435 to 4277 and encodes 1280 amino acids. Lineage: Eukaryota; Metazoa; Chordata; Actinopteri; Siluriformes; Bagridae.
UUCCGUUUUCUGCUCGGCUCCCACCCGCUCCGCCAUCAUCCUGAACAAUAAAGAGGAUUAAAAUAAAACCAAGACAACUAUCAUGUCUGACAGCAGCCUCAGACUAAUCCAGUGAUAUUAUAUACGGUGAUUAAGUAUGAGAGAGGCGGAAUAUGAUCAUGAUGAUGAUACGCGGUACAGUGUCGUUUUGUUCACUGACAAUCAGCUGAUGUUCAUCUGGAGCUGAAAGAGAGAGUCGCACUUAUGAUCCUUUACUCAAACAUCUAACAUUUUAUCUGCACAUUCAGCGAUAAAUAUAUGGCUUGAUGCUCAAAUGAAGAUUGUUUGUGUGGACUGAAGAAAGGAGCAGCGUUUUAUUUUCACCAGGCCGGACACUGAGCUAGCUUUAGCCUUUAGCUUUAGUUAGCUACAGCGGAGACACCACGGCGCUGGCCAUGCCAUCGAGUGUGCGGGCCGGGAGUCUGAAGGACCCGGAGGUGGCUGAGCUCUUCUUCAGGGAGGAUCCAGAGAAACUCUUCACAGACCUCCGGGAGAUUGGCCAUGGCAGCUUUGGUGCCGUCUAUUUUGCCCAUGACAUCCGUACCAAUGAAGUGGUGGCCAUUAAGAAGAUGUCGUACAGCGGCAAGCAGUCGAACGAGAAGUGGCAGGAUAUCAUCAAAGAAGUGAAGUUCCUUCAGAAGCUGCGGCACCCCAACACCGUGGAGUACAAAGGCUGCUACUUGCGAGAGCACACAGCAUGGCUGGUGAUGGAGUAUUGUUUAGGUUCAGCCUCUGAUCUGAUAGAAGUACACAAGAAGCCACUGCAGGAAGUAGAGAUUGCGGCGAUUAUUCAUGGUGCUCUGCAAGGCCUGGUGUACCUCCACUCCCACAACAUGAUUCACAGAGAUGUGAAGGCUGGAAAUAUCUUGCUGACGGAGCCAGGGCAGGUGAAAUUGGGAGAUUUUGGCUCUGCCUCCAUCGUGGCACCUGCCAAUUCGUUUGUAGGCACACCAUACUGGAUGGCACCUGAGGUGAUCUUGGCCAUGGAUGAGGGGCAGUAUGAUGGGAAAGUGGAUGUGUGGUCACUCGGCAUCACCUGUAUAGAGCUGGCGGAAAGAAAACCUCCCUUAUUCAACAUGAAUGCUAUGAGUGCCUUAUACCACAUCGCUCAGAAUGAAAGCCCAGUCCUGCAGUCUAAUCACUGGUCGGAUUAUUUCCGAAAUUUUGUGGACUCCUGUCUACAGAAGAUUGCCCAGGACAGACCUACCUCUGAUGUGCUGCUCAAGCAUCAUUUCCUGUGUCGUGAGCGUCCUCUAACUGUGGUGAUGGAUUUGAUUGCACGCACUAAAGAUGCUGUGCGAGAGCUGGACAACCUACAGUACCGCAAAAUGAAGAAGAUACUUUUCCAGGAAACGCACAAUGGUCCUGCUGCAGAGGGCACUGAGGAGGAGGAGGAUGUGGAGCAGUACAUGCUGCGUACAGGCACGGUGAACAGCAUGGAGAGCUCACACUCAUUGCCCUCCAUGUCAAUCAGCGCCAGCUCACAGAGUUCUUCAGUGAACAGCCUAGCUGAUGGCUCAGAUGACAGUGGUGAGAUGGCCAUGAUGCAGGAGGGAGAGCACACGGUCACCUCCAACAGCUCCGUAUUGCACAAACCACUGAGCCACGAUAACAUCUACGAUGAGCCUUACCAGCCCGAGGUGGACUCUCAACAGCAGGGUCCAUCCGGAGGAGGAGGAGGAGGCGGUGGAGGAGGGAGGCGCCGUCGAGGCCGUGAUCACUUUGCCACCAUCCGUACGGCCUCAUUGGUGACACGGCAGAUCCAGGAGCAUGAGCAGGGUUCGGCGCUCAGAGAGCAAAUGACUGGUUACAAGCGUAUGCGCCGGCAGCACCAGAAGCAGCUGAUGGCCCUGGAGAACAAGCUGAAGUCUGAGAUGGAUGAGCAUCAGCUGCGGUUGGACAAAGAGCUUGAGACACAGAGGAACAACUUCAGCAGUGAGAGUGACAAGCUCAGCAAGAAGCACCAGGCCAUACUGGAGAAAGAGUGUAAGAAUGCUGCAGCAGAGGAAAAGAAGUUCCAACAGCACAUCUUAACUCAGCAGAAGAAAGAGCUUACUACUCUACUUGAGUCUCAGAAACGCCAGUACAGACAACGCAAAGAGCAGCUCAAGGAGGAGUUGAAUGAGAACCAAUCCACACCAAAGCGAGAGAAGCAGGAGUGGCUGGUGCAGCAGAAGGAGUGUCUGCAGCAGCACCAGGCUGAGGAAGAGGCAGGCUUGCUGCGACGCCAGAGGCAGUAUUAUGAGCUGCAGGGCCGCCAGUACAAGAGGAAGAUGCUGCUGGCACGGCAUAACAUGGAGCAGGACCUACUCAGAGAGGACCUGAAUAAGAAACAGACCCUGAAGGACCUGGAGUGUGCAAUGCUGCUGCGGCACCACGAGACCACACAGGAGCUAGAGAUGCGUCAACUGAGUCUGGUUCAGAGAACGCGGGCAGAUCUGAUUCGCACGCAGCAUCAGAGCGAACUCACCAACCAGCUCGAAUACAAUAAGCGGCGUGAACAGGAGCUGCGCCAGAAACAUGCUGUUGAAGUCCGCCAACAGCCAAAGAGCCUCAGAGUGAGUGAGCGUGACAGCACGGAGAGCAGUGGGAGGGGUCCCAACAGAUUUGGGGUUGGGAUUGAGAAUUCAUGCAGUGAGCUGGUACAGGAACAGGCAGAAGAGGCUUUUGAGGGAGUUGAUGGGGAAGAUGACAUGAGCGUGUUCUGUGGAGAGAGCACUCCCUUGGAAAAUGGUGCACAAGUGGCAGAGGUUGUAAAAGAUGAUGAAACUGUGGAAAGUGGGAGAGUAUGUUUAGGUGGAGGGAGGAGUGAUCAAGAAAGGUAUUUGCAGCCUUUAGAUGCACAUGGCAGAGAGAAAGAGGCUGAUGGAGAGACAGAAGAGGAGAUUAUGCUCUUUGCGUAUACCAAAGAAGAAAGUGUAGAUGAGCAGAAGAAGUGCCAUGGAUUAGAGGGAGAAAGUAAAGAAUGGCAGUUGGAGGAGAGAGUGGAGGACAAAGAUUUAGGGGACCAAAGACUAGUAGAAGGUAUACAGUGGGAUAAGGAGGAUGAUGCAAGCAGUGUGACAGAGAUAGAGACUGAGGAAGAGGGAGAAGAGGGUAGAGGCGUGGCUGAUGGCUGUCCGUCAGAGUUUAUCCAUUCCUCUUCUCUUGAAAUCCCUCAAAGAGAUGAGCUCACUGAAUUCUACUUCCCUGACACUCUAGAGGAACUGGAACCUCCUCCUAUCUGCCCACCUCCCAGCUCCUCCAUUUCUCAACCAUCCAUCCCUUCACUCUUUUCUCACACAAUAUGUCUUGUCCUCUCCCUCUCUGCAGCAGCCAAACCAUCCUUCCCAACCCUCCUCUUUCUCUCCAUUUUCCUUCUCUCCCUUCGCCGUUCUCCUCCUCUUCCUUCUCUUGCAUCCCUGGUUGUUUCUGCUGAGCUGGCUUUCCUGGCUCUCUUUUUCUCAUAUCUGUUCCUUCGCUCACUCUGGUCACUCUCUCUUUCCGCAUACUUCUCACUUGUGCUCUGGGCAUCGGGUUUGUUCAGCAUGAGCCUAGCACUGAGUCUGGGUCUCUAUUACGUUCCUUUGGCCUUGAUCUCGGCUUUCUUCCUCAGCUCGCCCUCACUCUUCCUUUCUCUCUAUCUGGUGCUGGUGCUGGUGGUGCGUCCAGCACGCAUAUUUCUCCAGAACAUGCCCCGGAAACUUGCCCGAUUCUGGGUGCGUCUGCUCUUCCGUCUACCAAAGCCACUGUUCACUUUGUGCCAGUCUCUCACAGGUGGGAUGGCUGAGCGCAGCUUCUUUGAUAUGUUCCCCAAAGCAGGACGUAAUUGUGGUGCUAGACACUCCCGUAUACCUAUGCCUGCCCGGAGCCUACCAAUCAAGCUCCAGGCCAAGCAUGAGUCUUGGGUUUACGUUUGGGUCAAGCGAUUUGCUCGGCGUCCGUUGGGCGUUGUAGCAGAUCUGGCUAAUUCGCUAGUGCUGAGAUUAGCAAACCAUAUACUUAAAAAGCUCCCCCCACAUUACCUGAGCAGACUAAGGGCUUUAGGGCUUUUAAGGGAGGAAAAGCAGAGUAGGCUGCCUAGACUCCUACCGCGUGAGGUGAGGGAACAGAACCGCAGGAUGAGGGAAAGAAGAGAGAGGGAGCGACGAAGAAGGGAGCUGGAGAUGAGACACAGAGUGGAAGGGAGGUGGGAGUGUGGACUGAGGAGGACGUCCUCAGGAAGGAGCACAAGGGGAAAGAUUGUGCCAUGGAGGUAGAUAGAAAACAUGCCAAUUGCAUUUACCAAUAGAGUAAACAAAGGAAUUGCCAAAGUAUUUGCCGUAUGUGAGAGUGAUUGUUCAUUCAUGCUGAGCAUUCUUAUGUAUUUUUUUUACCACACAAUUUUGCAUGUUUAAAUUGAGCCUCAUGUGCCUUUAAAUCACCCCAUUAUCCACCCCAUUGUCUGUCCACCUCCAAUAUUCACUGUCCAUCAGUCAGUGAAUAUAUAAAGUAUUAAUCAAUAUUGUGCUUUUUGUAAAAGUUUUAUUACUGUCUUAAUUUUAAUCAUUGAAUUAUUUUUUUUGUUCUUAAUUACUAAGAAGUAUGUCUUAUGGUUAUUAUUUUAUGACUAUGUUUGUGCAAUUUGUUUUCCACCCUUCCCUUUUGUAUUUGUGUGCUUGUGAAGGGUUUCCAAAAAGCUAGCAUUACAUUUCAAAAGGGCAGUCAGAGAACGAUUUUUGAAGCCUAAACUUAUUAAGAUGAAGAUGUCACUGUAGAACCCAAUGUGAAAGCUGUACUGUUGUUUUAAUAUUUUACACUAUGGAGCACUAACGCCACCCCCUUUUCAAUUUCCCCUAAAGCCCCCAGCACUACCACCCCAACCAUAGAGAAAAAAAAAACACUAGGAAUUUUGAUAGCUAUAAUUGCUUUCAUGUUCAUGGCCCUUCACUUCUCAAGAUAUUUAACUUACAAGAAAGAGGUUCAAAUAAGAUUUAAAUGGGGCUUGUAAAGAAAUCAGCAGUUGCAUGUUAGUUUAGUGAUGCUGGUUCAAAACUUUUGAACCAUUAACCUGUUUGAAAGCCCAUGCAGCACAGAUCUCAGAGAAAUGUUCUAUAACUCUCAGCCUAUAGUGUUCUACUACUUAGAAAUGAAAGUGCCUUCUGGUUGAUUUGAGUACUGGGCUACUUAGUGAAGAUGGUUAUUUUAUUUUAAGGUGUUAUUGUGCUUUAUGGCAAUAUGUUUAACGGUUUACCAUGUAUUGAGAUGGACUGGUGUCCCGUCCAGGGUGUAUUUCCGCCUCGCCUUGAGGAUAGACUCCAGAUUCACUGCAUCCAUGACCAGGAUAAACAGUUAUUGAAGAUGACUGUAUGAAUAAUUUACCAUGAUAACAUUUUAGUCAUAUACUUUUAUAUGAAGACAAAACAUUUACUGUCAAACAGCAGAUAUCCUACAAAUAUCCGAGUAUUUCAUCAUUUGUUUAGCUGUGGAUCCUUACCUAAGGAUAAGCCAUUAUGGCAGUUCUAUAGGGCGAAAUGAUAAAUCAUACCAAAGAUCUUUAAGCCAUAAAAUCUAUAAAAGAAAUGACAGUUUAUUACUGGAUAAAGAGAUCUUGCACUGUUACAAUCUUAAAUGGUGUCAAUAUUAAAUGAAACUUGAAAAAAAAGAAUUUUAUUUAUUUAGAAAUGACGGAAUGACCCAACAUAUAGUAAAACAGUAGAUACAAAUAAAGAAAGUCAAUUUGUUUUUUUUGUUUUUUUUAAACAAAUUUUAAAUGAUGCUACAUGGAAGCAAAUCUGACCAAAUGUGAAACAUUAUUUUUGGAAACCACAGUCAGUUCAGCCAUAACAGUUGUUUGUGAAUGUAUUUUCUGUGAACAUUUCAUCUUUUUGUUUUGUUUACACAUGUUCUGUUUUGUCUGUUCUUUGAAUCAGCAGUUAUUUAACUAAUAUAUUUGUGCCUUUAUUAUUAUUUUUAUUAUUUUUUUUAAUUUUUUUUUUUUUUUUACUGUGUCAAGCAACUUGUGUUUCAGGGCCAUUUUGUGUGUUACAUCCUCACUGUGUGAAUGAAUGGAUGUUCACUGUAUUUAAAUAUAGUUUCUUUGUCAAAUAAAUUUUUUUCUGUUGAAAUCA